CAUAAACACCUUAUCUUAUACAGAGGCACUCCUUUGUACUGCACGUUAACAAAACAACAUUCUUGAACUUCAGAUAUUUGAACUUAUUACGCAUAUCUGGGAUAUUGAUAUCGAAAGAUUUUAAGAUGAAGAAGUUGGCAUUGGCGUUAUUAUUGGUAGGGAUAAGUCUUACAGAAAGCGCCGUUGAAAAUCCAGAUUGGGAAACAACACCAGAAUGGUCGUUCCAGGUCUAUCUAAACGAGGAUGCUCAUUUAAAAUGUAAUGACUCUGAUGUAAUGUUAAUGCUUAACGAUGAAGUGCACUGGAAGCUUCCCGAUGAUACAGAAGUUCAUGGAUGGUCCGACCGGAACACAACCAAACACGAGUUAAUGGACCUGAAUGGCGUUAAAGGAGCUACACUUCGUAUCAAGAAUGUACAGCAUAGUGACAGCGGUCUCUACUUCUGCUCAAUAUCUCGAGGUGGUGUGUUUUUGAAGAGGGUUAACCGAGGUCUCAAUUUGCAUGGAUAUUUAGUUCACGAUCAGUUUGACUUGUACCAGACCAAUUUGGUAACAGCUGUAGUCGCUGCGGUUGUUUUCUGUGUUCCUCUUCUCUUUCUCUGUUUUCUGUACCGUUAUCAAUAUCGUACUCCACAACAGAAACAGAGGAGAAAGGAGAAAGAAGCUUAUUUUACAGAUUUGCAAAAAGCCAUUCAGAAUGACGAGGCUUUUCCAACUAAACCAUCUCGAAAUGGUUAUGAAAAUCAGGCCUAUAUAGAUACACAUUUAUAGAUUAUACACUCGCUAAAGUAAAACCUAAUACUUCUUUCUAUUAUCUUAAUCGUCAGAAGAUCUCAAUUAGGCUUCUAAAACGCCUUUAGUUUACAAAUCAAUUUUAUGCAGAACACGUAAGGCUGUAGUUUUAUGAACAUGAGAUAAAUGCAUGAAUCAAUGUAUUAUCCCGUCCAUAAAAGUUUGAUCUCGCUCGUCAAAUAAAGAUAUUUUUGAUUCCAUUCAUAGAGUUAUCAAAUAACAUAUUACAUCGUAUUCAAUCGUGCGCAUUCCCUAGCCUCCCAUAUACUUUAUAGUUAUUUCAUGACGUAUGUACCAACAGAAUCUCAAUUUAUUUUAAAUCGUUUUAAAUCAAAUUGCUAUGAAAUACGUUCAUGGGCGUAAAUCAGAGAGCUCAUAUACGGUUAACUUAUAAUAUACUCAUACAUUUUAUGUGUUUAUAAAGAUUACAUUCCGACUAAUGGAGAACAUGAUAAUCUUGCCAUUUUUGUAUUGCACAUCUGUGAUUCUUAAUAAUGAUAUUCAGAUGAAAGCUAAUGCUUAUCUUAAUAGAUUGUACAAAUGGCUUUUAAUCUAUAGAUAACUUAGUAGUUUAGAGUAUACACAAUUUCAAUUGCAUAAAAUGUGUAUAGGAAUCCGGUCGACUGGCGGUUCAGAAAAUCUUAACGAAUUCGUUGCAGUCUAAAUGGACGAAAAAAAGUAACAAACUGCGAUAAACUGGAUGGUCGAUCUCGUACAAUCCUACAUUGGUCCACUCCGGUCGGUCAUAGCAUGUGGUUAUGGAUCAGAUUCUUCCACAUACCACCUGUUGCUACCAGUAGUUGAUGUUGCUUUUAGGUUCAGCAAGGUCGAUUUGGGUCCGCCAUAGUUUUAAUAUACAUAACUUGUAGAAUUUAUAAUUUUUGUGAUAUCAAGUUUUAUCAAUUGUUUACUUAUAUAACGUAAUCUAUAUUUUAUAAUGUUUUAUCAUGUACGAUAUUAAUAUUCUUUAAUAAACCACAUUUUAUUAUCAU
Molecule: messenger RNA, 1783 nt
Organism: Lottia gigantea (owl limpet)
Lineage: Eukaryota; Metazoa; Mollusca; Gastropoda; Lottiidae
Exons: 3
Coding region: 126-770 (214 amino acids)
Source: RefSeq, a predicted model, not a curated record